AUGGCGGUUGGUAUCAUCAAGAGCUCCGUGUCGAGCGGGUCGUCAUCGUUUGCGUGCCGCGCCACCAUCGAUACCAAUCGGUUUGACGACCUCGUGCUCGCCCUCAAGGAUGCUCUUGGCCCCUCUUCUGGCCUUACAUCAGACGAUGUCGACGUUGGUCACCUGACUCGGUUGAUGCGUGACUAUGACUCGAGUCCGCGGGAGUGGUCCAAGUUUGCCAUGGGCGACGAGAGCCGGGCGUACACCAGGAACCUGGUCGACGAAGGGAACGGGAAGAGCAAUCUGCUGGUUCUCGUUUGGUCGCCCGGCAAGGGGAGCCCAAUCCACGACCACGGCAACGCCCACUGCCUGAUGAAGAUCCUCCAUGGUGACUUGACGGAAACGAGAUAUGACUUCCCAGAGGGGGAAACAGAGAAGCCGAUGAAGGUCAUUUCGGAGAAGGUACAUAAGGAGAACGAGGUGGCGUACAUGGCGGACGAGCUCGGCGUCCACCGUGUCUCGAACCAGGGCAGCGGCUUCGCUGUGUCCCUACAUUUGUAUACUCCGCCCAACGUUGCCAAGGGGGGAUGCCAUAUCUUCAAUGUCGAUACGGGCAAGAAGAGCCAUACGACAGAACGAGAUGUUUACUUCCCCUUUUGCAUACCAUGGGCGCCCAUGAUGGCCGAGCACUCGCCCGUUGAAUCCGACUCUGUCCGUGAGCGCCGCAACCGAGCGAAAUCCGGCGAGUUUUCCCAAAACGGAAACGAGGGCCACUCUGCGCUGCUGAGAGUGGUUUCAUCGAAUUCUCGCGCAAAAACGGACAUGGCGGCACCGCUGAAAAGCCUAGGAGAGGGCGAUGGUUGUCAAGGGCUGAUAAUGCGCCAGAAGAAGUCAACAGAGGAGAAAAGGGAGGAAUGA
Messenger RNA from Chaetomium globosum CBS 148.51, 897 nucleotides. RefSeq lists its product as uncharacterized. The transcript has 3 exons. Gene Ontology annotation, biological process: L-cysteine catabolic process. Gene Ontology annotation, molecular function: ferrous iron binding; cysteine dioxygenase activity. The record is from RefSeq and is a predicted model, not a curated record. The coding region runs from base 1 to 897 and encodes 298 amino acids. Lineage: Eukaryota; Fungi; Ascomycota; Sordariomycetes; Sordariales; Chaetomiaceae.